AUGAAUACUGUGCUACUUCUCCUAUUGGGACUCAAAUAUCUGGCCUGGGGCGCAGGGGAAGUCAAGAUAAAACCAAUGGAAGCAAAUCCAGGUCUGCUGUAUGAUCCGUUCAAGAAAAUCCAUCUAAUACGAGAAGAAUGGCAGCUGAUUAGUUCCAUCAACGUCGAAAAAUUGGUGAAUCUAUACCCGGAUUCCCAUCAAAAUCUAUGGGAGUCCUACAGAGUAUUCAAAACUACUUCAGCACACCUCGAACAAGCUGUAAACCAACAACUAUCCGACCUUAAAAGAACUCAACUAUUCUCAAUGGCAGGAGAGGAACACAUUCAUUUGAUGACAAACCACCUAAGAACGCUCAACAACGCUGAAAAAGCAAUAGAAGACGCAAAAUGGGGCAAGCUCACCUAUUUAACCGUGUCAGCCAAACAAUUAUACCAAGCAACAGCUGACAUAACGAAAAAACAUCCGACGCUUAACCCACCUCAACCACUGGAUCAUAUGGACAUCACCGCACUUGCUAAAGUAUCCAGAAUAGAAACAGGAAAAGCAAAUGGAUACUUUCUAAUAAUAAUAACAGUACCACUCCUCGAUCAAACACCAUGGCUAGCAUAUGAGCUUAAAUCACUUCCAAAGCCUGAAAAAAUUGGAGAUAAAAUAUCGACAUUAACGAUCCAACCAACAUCAAAAUAUCUUGUGUCAGAGGCGUCGUUUAAUGAAUAUUACUUCGCCGAACAAGACCACAUAAACAACUGCAAACCAAUAGGACCAGACAUAGUAUGCCCGCCUGACGUUCCGUCUAAAACAACCGAAAGGAAAAACGAAGUAGAUUGUGAAAUGAAAUUGCUAAUGGACCCGCAAACUGAAGUCUUAAGAGAAUGCAACAUAAGAAUAAUCAAGAAAUGUAAAUUGACUUGGAUAAAAAUGAAUGAGAAAAACACAUGGGCAUACUCAACGUGUAAAGAAGAAAGUAUCCAAUGGAUAUGUCCAGGACAAAUAUCAGAAAGGAAUGUAAUCAAUGGAACCGGGUUGCUACAUGUUCAACAAGGAUGCCAAGUAAGCUGCAACGGAUUUAUAAUCCGAGGAAUAGCGAGGGAAUCGACAAAAAUAGACUUCAUCACCCCGAGUUUUAACCUAUCAUUAGAAACAUUAAACUCGAGCCUAAAAAUCGACAACGCAGCAAUAAACUCAUUCACAGAAAUCCAGAACCCAGCCAACGUAAUAGACGAAUUUGAACCUUGGGGUCAAGGACUCGAAGAAAAUGAAGAAAAAAUGUCAUUAAUAGCCCUGGACCACCAAAAAGAAGAAUCCAACCGCAAAAUAACAAUUGGGUCAAUAUCAGCGAUCGGAAUAAUAUCAGUUAUAAUAGGAGCGAUAGCUACACAUAAAAUCAUCAGCCGAUUUCUAUCCAAACGUCGCCAGUACAACAACCGGGAUAGAGGAGAUGAAAAAGCAGUCGUAAUCCAGCUAGAAACAAUUGAAGAAAAGAAGUCAAAUCCGGCUGAAAGAAGCGAGUCGAACUCAAGUGAACCCGAUAACAACGAUGAAAGAAGCCUUACUACCAAACAAACAGCACUCGAAGAUCCUCCAAAAAUCGUCGAAACACCGAAGAAGGCAAAAUCAUUCCGAUUGAAAGACUACAAAUCGCCAUUCUAA
Molecule: messenger RNA, 1650 nt
Organism: Cotesia congregata
Lineage: Eukaryota; Metazoa; Arthropoda; Insecta; Hymenoptera; Braconidae
Source: the annotation of a GenBank genome assembly